AUCUCCUUCCUGCGGAGAGGAUUUCUCUCAGUAUCGUUCCAAGCGUUCAUCGCGAGGGACCUCGCGAAUUUCUAACAGCGUUCUCCGACGUAUGACGUGUAGCGCGAGGCGCGUCCGACCGAAUUAAAAGUUUCCACGUUUUCUUGGCGAAUAGAAAACAAACUAAUUUCAAACUAAUACUGCGAAAAGAUAUCGACGGUAAGCUCGUAAAAUUGCUUUUAUUUUUCACCGAUAGAAAAUAAUAUUUUUUUUACAUAUUAAUUCAAUUUUACGGAAAUUAAGAAUUGCGAUAUAUAUGCUAUGAAUAAUGAUAAAACAAUUUGUUGUUUAAAAUUUUUCGCGGUCGCGUAAGACAUUUUUAUUCUCAGUACGUUCUCGGAAGGCUUAUUGUGAAUAAAUCGCGCGCGAUAGUCACGUAGCGAUUGAUGAAUCGUUAACACACUCGCGACGGAGGGCCGCGCGUGAUGUUUUCUGAAUAUUAAGAAUUUUCAUGUAAUUAUCGGCGUGAGCGCGACAGGAAUUGAGAAUCGGGAGAAUUACGGUGUUUGUACUUGAAAAGACAUUCCUCCUCGAUAUACGUGCUCGCAAUCCUGAUGGACGAUAUGCAGCCGGUUCACAAUUUCGACAUUGUCUCGCACUCGCACGGUGCACGUCACUGAGCACAUUCCUGUCGACCCUUUUCCGCGUUUUCUCCAUUUUAUCUCGCACUUCUUCGAAUUUCGAUUACGCUCAAGUGUUUAAACUGCAUCGUCAUUGGUUGCAGAAUUUUAUCUGAGAUCAAAACUGUUUAUCGCGAGGUCUGUAAAUAUUCGUUAGAACGAUUAAUGUCGAUGUUACAUUCACGGAAACAGAUUUGUAGAAAAUAAUUUUUGUUCGCGAUAAGGUAGAACGCGACAUAAAGUACGACGUCUAGUUUUUUUUUUUUUUUCUAUAUCUACAGCAUCCAAAAUUAAAUUCGCUCUCGCAUCUGGUUUGAAUAAAAUGUUCGUGGCGUGCAGACGGACGAAAAAUCAUUCCAACUUUUCAUCUGAAGUGGCUUCCUCUCGGUAGCGUAUUCGCGAGUGCGCUGCGUAUUUCGAGACUUCACUGAUCUCUCUAUCGUGAGUUCGUUCACGUAAAGAGCACGCGCGCGAUAGAUCACUGCCUUUUUCGAUUUCUAUGCCGGCCGUGCGAGACCCCGGCGUGCCGUUCUAAACCGUCGAAUGUAUUUCACUCGGACCUUCUAUAACGGCGGACGUGCUUUCGCCCAAGAGCGGUGCAAAAGCCGCGCCUCGUGUUUUUCCUCUCCCGAGCGAUACGAUGCGCGGACGAUGUCGAUACCAGAAUCCCGGGCCGCCAGAAAGUAAAACGAUUCAAGAGAUUGCAGUGGUAACGGCAGCAGUGGCGGAGAGACAAGAGAGAGAGAGAGAGAGAGGGAAGAAUAGAUUUAACCAUUGCGUGAAAAGAGUCGAAUGCAAUGUCCAAAUGCUGCGGUCGCAUCGGUGGCUGCACGACGACGGAAGCGUAUCAGCCGUUGAAGACUCCAACCUAUUCGCACGACAUUAUCCACGAACCGUUCAGAAACGGAAGGGAGGUCCUCAGGAGUCCGAGGGAUCGUCGCAGGAAACCUAGCGUUCGCUACGAUGUCGUGAGGACUCUCGGAAACAAUAGCGAGCAGUCGACGCCACAUCGCCAUCUGCCUGGGACUCUGCGAGGUUCCCUGAGCCAUUCCCAUAAUCACCACCACAAUCAUCCCCACAGACAUGAACCACCAGCACCACUAUCACCGACGACGUAUCUUACACCCCCACCGCCACCACCAGCAUCGAGUUACAUCGCGGUGCAACGCGGUUGCGCUCUGCAUUCGAGGCUCGAUCAGCCGGUGACCAGCUCGACACCCGGGAUGGACAACAAAAAGAUUGUCCAGUCCACGCCGCCAGCCGUACCUGUCCAGGUGCGCAGCAAACACGAUGGCUCGGGGGUGGCGGCUUCAGUGUCGGGGGUGCGCAGACGGAGCGGCCCUCAAGGAGGGCUACGUUCGCCCGCCGCGAAGAGGCCCGUCUCCGCUCCCGUCGCACUUCAGGGUUGGCUGCAUAAACAGGGCUCGGAAGGUCUGAUGCUCUGGAAGAAACGAUGGUUCGUUCUCUCCGAGUACUGCCUCUUUUAUUACAAAGGUCCGGAAGAGGAGAAACUGCUAGGUUCUAUAUUACUACCCUCGUACAGAGUUACCGUCUGCAAACCCGAGGACAAAGUCAACAGGAAGUUCGCCUUCAAGGCCGAACACGCGAACAUGAGGACUUACCACUUCGCGGCUGACAGUCGCGAGAGUAUGAACCAGUGGAUGAAUGCUCUGACUUUGGCCACGCUUUUGCAAGAUCCCAACCCUGGCGCGGGCGAGGCCGCGAUGGUGAUAGAGAUAGCCGGGCAGCAGGACGGCGAGCGGAGCGCGCGACCCAGCGUCUCGUCGAUCUCGUCGAUCCUGAAUCAGAGCGCCGACGACAGCGACUCCGGCUUCCACGGCUUCCAGUCGCGCGACGAUCCCAGCCACGCCUCGAACAACAAUUCGAGCCCGAACAGCGCGAACACUGCCUCCUUCCCGAAUCUCAGCGGCAGCAACAGCAACGGCAACUCGGCCAACAACAAUCACGGGAGCGACUCGGGUCAUCCGAUGAUGAACGGCUGGGUGCAGCAGCCGUCGCAGUACGGCCAGCCCGGCACCUCGCAGCCGCAGCAGCAGCAGCAGCAGCAGCAACAGUACGGACACUUGCUGCCGUCGCAGCAGCUGCAGCCGGGCCACUCGCACCAGCACCAGGCGCUGCUUCACCAACAUCUCACGGCCGCGUCGCAUCAGAACGCGUUCCCGACGCAUCCGCACAAGCACAUGCUCCAGCAAUCGCCGCAGCAGCAGCAGCAGCAGCUCCCGCAUCCAGGCACCGGCGUGGUAGUUCAGACGGCGCAGCCGAUGUCGCGAAAGUUCGGGCAGCCGAUCUACGCGAACGCGCCGCCGAAGCCCAGAAGGCUGACGGACGGCUCGAACGAGUACUCGACCCCGUCGCCGGAUCCGGACUACCGCAAGAGCCCGGUCUCGCCGGACGUCACGGUGACGAGCAAGAGCCCGAUGUCGGACUACGAGCGGAGCAACACGAUCUACGGCGCGCGGAUCGGUCAGCCGUCGCAGCAGAGUCUGCGGACUGACAAGUCGGGCUUGAACUACGGCUACGGUCAGGCCGUUCAGCAGACGGAGAGGAGGACUCCGGACACGUACGGUCGCAGCGCGAAGCCGCGCAUCAGCGGCAGAGGCAACGGCGAUUACGAGGAGGUGUACGGCACCCCUCAGCUCUACCAGAGGCCGGCGGGGCCGGUGGGCUACACGAAGGGCGCCUCGCCGGCGCCCAUUCCCAUCCCCGUCUACACGCAGCAGCAGCAGCAGCAUCUCCAGCAACUGCACUCCCCCGUCACGCCGCUCAAUAUCCCGAUGGUAAGGCAAGCCAGAACGCAACCACCGCCGCGACCGCACAGCGCGGACUUUCUCGAAUACGAGGCAGCGAGGCGACCUCAGCAGCAACCCGCACAAUGUGAAAGACCCCCGGAUCAGCAAAGACACCCACAGAGGCCUAAAUCCAGCUUAGACAUAGUAAACCCGUCAGACACGACUAAUGACGGUUACUUUUACUCCGAAGAAAGAUACGCAGCGCAGAUGCGGCAGUCCGCGGUGUAUUUACAUCAGACGCCGCAGCAUUAUCAGCAACAGAGGAAUCAGUCCCUCUCGCGCGUCACGAUGCAGCAGAAACUGCCGGGUGUCCGUGAUAAAGCCGACGAAAGUAGAAUAUCCACUUUGCCGGAUUCCUCUUGUCCCGCUUUGCGACGCACGCAGCGGGAUCACGUUCAUCAGCAACACACUAUGCCCGCUCAGUCGCUGACGCAGAGACAUUCCGAGAUUAUGGGCGCCGAUCCGAAACUCCGAAGAUCGCUGCGCGAGAAGAGCUGCGAGGUAAACGGCCGCGAGUCGCUGACGCACGAAGACAACACGAUCCCUCGAAGAGUGCCGCGCAGCGAAUACGACGGGUGGGGACGAACGGGAGGUCACGGUACUCAUGGGACUCACAUCGCUCAGACGUGUCACGUUGGCCACGCAGGUGGCAGCGGCAGGCGAUGGAGCGAGCAGCAACAGUUCUACAGAUCGGCGUCGGCGCGGCUGCCGAGGACGCGACAUCCUGCCGCCCUUGAUCCUGAUGACGACGACUACGCCGAGAGAUCCUCCGAGCAAGAUUCGCGGGAUGGCGAACGCAAGAUUCAGCAGCGCGAAGAGUCGAUGAAGCGGUUACUAGAAUGGAAGCAGCGUAUGCUGCAGUCCCCGUUGACGCGAAAGCCAUCCGGUUCUGCGAAUCGGGGCAGGGCGCAGAACGAUCUUUCGAGUUACUACAAGCAACAGGCGCUGCUGGAUUUAGCGGCGCACGAGGCCGCCGUCGCGGAGGGUCGUCACUCACGUAGGCGGGAAGACGGGCAUCGUUCGCAUGUCAGGAGCAAAAGUUCGGACGGCCGUCGGACCGCCGUCAAUGUGCCACGCUACAACAGCUAUUCCAGCGAUGACGAAGAGCUGGGAGAUGUCCGGAGGAAGCGUACGCGCAGACCCUCGCAUGCAGGAAGGAGCCCCCGGCACACUGGCGACGAUCGGUCAUCGGCGGCGACGACGGCCGUCCAGGAUGGCGCAGUAACUGGCCGCGCGAGCGUUAAUCAGACCCCGCGCUCGCAAACGCUUAACGCUCGCAAAGCAAGCUCGGAGGGCGCGUACUAUUCGUCGGGCGGCAUACCGCCGGACGCGGGCUACGACGAGGUGAGCUUCCCGCCGCCGAUGAGAAACGACUAUGCGUACGCGUCGUCGUCGGCGGCGGCGGCGACGGCGGCGGCGGCGGCGGACAGACAAUCGUCGUCGAGGAGAUCGGAAGCCACCUUCGAGGAUCCCGCGAUCAAGCACAAGACCCCGAGGAAACCGCUCGGUAUCCUGAAGACGUCAACCGCUUACAGCUUCGAUCAGCAGCACGUCGACGGACAGCAAGCCGGCAGCAAAAUCGACGGCGGUAGAUCGGAUGGUUUGUGCGCUUACCGGACGAGCGAGUCCUGGCACGCUCAGAAGAACGUGCAGUGGGAUAACUCGAAGGACGAUAACGACGAAUGGGAUCCCGGCAUCGACGAGAGCAAAGUCGUCAAGGAAUUCUCUUAUCAGUAUAUUAAUCCUAAAAAGGUGGCGCAAUCGAGAGCGGAGGAUGAGAGCGAGAAACCGGAGACCAUGAAUCUGGUUCAGUGCAGAAUUAGAUCCUUCGAGAUGAACAUGGACGGCGCGAGUCCCGUGAAGGAGGUGUUAUCCAUGCAGGAACCAUUGAAGGUAUCGCCGCUCCAGUCGACGGAGGCUCACGUUUCAAAGCUCGACUGCGCGAACAAGACGUCGUCCGCAGUGAUACGCAGCUUCGCUUUGGGCUCCGAAUCGAGCGCCGCGGAGAGCAUUCUCAGGAACAAGAGCGUGGAGGAGGGACAUGCCAAGCAAGCUUCGACCGACAGCAACAAGUCGGUGAAGGAUCUGCUGGCGGAUUUCGAGCGCAAGUCGCAGCAGAUCAGCCGAAAGUGCGAGAAGCGGCAGCAGGAAUCGAAGCAUCACGCGGACUACGGCGGGAAUUACGGCGAAACGUCGCGGCAGUACGACGUCGGCGGUGAUUCGGAUCGUCGGAACGACGACAAGUUCGCGGACAAGCGAGACGACGCCGAUGUUGCGCAAUGCUUCCCUCCCGACGCUCUCUACGCGAGUUCCGCGCGGAUGCCGAGUUCCAACGAGUGUUCGGAGCUGAGCAAAGUGGGCGGUUCGAGGGACAGCUUGAGCGAGCGAUGCGCGCUGUCAUCCGACGAAUUGGACGUCAUCUCGAGCUCGAACUGCGCGAGGGCGAGUGUGACCGAGUCGUUGGUGACGCACAGCGAUCAAUUCUGCCUCGGCGAUCUGAAGCAGGACGAUGCGAGCAGCGAUAUUAACGAGGAUCACUACCUACCGAUGACGCCCAGGAAGGCCAUACUCGACCCGAACAGCGACGACAAGCCGAAUCCCACGAUAAUGGAGAGCCUGUUCGGCACCCUGGUGCACGAGGAGAGCUCGUACGUGGAGAUGGCGCAGAACGGGAUGAGCCACUCGCUUCUGGCGCCGAGCGAGAACGGCGGCAAGCACGAUUCCGGCGAUUACUCCACGCUGGACGCGUCGCACUACGAGUUCGUCUGCGUGUCGGACAGCAAGAUGGAGCCGGUGUACAUGGAGGUGAGCCAGCUGUCCGAGAAGGAAGACGAGGACGGCGGGAGCAAGACGUCCUCGUCGACGACGAAGAAGAAGAAGAAGAAGAGCAACGCGAGCGAAAGCUCGUCGCAUUCGAGAAGCGACCUGCCCGACAUUCUCACGGCGCUCAAGUCCGACAGCUCCGACGCCGACGACGAGUCCUCCAAGGAUCUGGACUCCAUAGACGCGCCGCGGCACCCGCGAUUCAGUCUGUCCGACACUUUCCGCCCGGCUUCCUAUUAUCUCGGCGCGAGCCGCAACAUGAUCGCGGAGCUGCACGACUCGUCGGACAGCGAGCUCGUCUCGCCGCCGCCGAUACCGACCUCGCCGCUGCCGCUCGACGAUCUCGACUCGCUGGACAUGCAGGAGUCGCUGGAGAUGAAGAAGGUCUCGCCGCAGGUGGCCACGGCGAAGGACGGCGCGUUGUCGAGCCGCGAUUCCCCGAAAUGUUGGAACAAACCGGCGGGUCAGGUGGAAACGCCGCACAGGCCGCCGUCGAGGUUCUCGGACGCGACCAUCAGUUCCACCUUCAGGGACAGCAGGAUAUCGCUGGAGAGCGCGUCCGGCAGCGACUCGAUCGAUCUGAGGAAUCUCGAGGCCGAGGAGGCGCGUCACAGACAACUGAAGAGGCGACCGGUCAGCGACGACGUUUGCGAGGUCCUCGACAGCCUGGACGAGCUGGAAUCGCUCGGGAGCCGCUUCGACGGCGCGAGCAUCGAUCUCGAUCGAUACCUGGAGGAGCUGCAGGCGAGAGACGCGUUCAACGUGGAUCUCUACAGGAAGGUGCCGAGCUACAACGGCAUUUACGGAUUCAACGAGAACAUGCUCGUGGUCGACAAGCUGCAGAAGACGACGUGCCAGGAUCUCUCGAGGAAGAUGAAAUUCGUGUCCAGCAAUCUCGACCGGCCGUUCGACUAUUCCGGCAGGAACAAGACCGGCUCGGCGAGCAGCCUGCCGUCCAUGAGAGUGUCGGAUCUGCCGCCGGCGCAUCAGCACUCGCAGUCCUUCACCGGCGACGCCCAUUACGAAAACGUGGCGAGCUUCUCGCCGCUUCGCGGAUCGCCGGCGGUCCGGCCGUCGGACGGCGAGCCGUCGCGCGACAGCGCGAUCCACAGGAUGCGCGGCGCGUCGCCGGCGGCCGCCUCGCACAGCCGCGACUCCAGCUACUCGAACGCGGCGUCCACCUCGACGUCGAUGGCCUGUCAGAGGCCGGCGAGCGCGCAGUCCUCGUCCUCGUUGAACCACGGCGGCGCGCUGGCGAGCCUGCUGCAGAACGCGUACCCCGACCAGAGAUUCCCCAAUCACUCGCGAUCCGCCAGUCACGACACGUGCGUGCGGCACGCUCUGCUGCCGCCGAGCCAUCGAUCCACCUCCAGCCAGGACUCGAGCCACUAUCCCGGCCCCGACUGCGGACCGCCAAGUCUUUUACAGCAGUCGUAUUUGCCGAACGUCAGCGACCAGCGCGGCCACGGCGAUCAGUCGGGCGCGCCCUAUUACUACUCCGACCUCCAGGCGAGUGUCAGCAGCGCGGACAUGGCGGAGUCGUCGGCGAAGCCGACGAUCGGCCAUACCUCGCGACUGCCGCAGCUGAAUAAUCAGAGGGACGACGCCGCGACCGGGUUGAACAAGCGAAACGACAUCGGUCGGAUCGUGAAUCCGAUCGCGCGGCAGCUGCCGCGACAGAUCCAGGUGGACGACAUAGACGAGGCUAGACGCAUCGCCGCGGAGCUGAGACGGACGACCUGUCAGCUGCUGGGCGACAACAAGGCCGCUCUCGUCGACAAGCGCAACUUUUACGAGGCCGACACGCUGCGCCGGGUCAAGUCCACCGAUCCGCUGCCGGACCUGUCGCUGCCCGAGGCCAGAAACUUGUAUCCUCACGGUCUGCGAGACAAGUCCGUUAAUCCGGGCAGCGUCGAUAGCGCCGAGCCGACGUUGCACGUCGCGCAAACGUCUCAUCGUCGCUCGAGGUCUUUGGAGGGAUUACUCGAUGACGUUGGUCUGCAGAAUUUAGUGGACCAGCGAAACCGGGCUAAUCGGGCGGCCGCGGCCGCGGCGUCAGCGGCGGCCGCGACGGCUUCGACCAGCCAGGUCGAGAUAACGUCGCGGAACAUGUCGUUAUCCGGCGAUCACGGUGUCACGGCCAAUAGCAGUUUCAACGCCGAGGACCCCUGGGAGCAGGACAGUCUGUGGCGCGAGAGUCUGAGAAGGGUGAGUCUGCGGAACGCCAGAUCCUUGGACAAUCUCGACAGUCCGCCGAGACCCGGCAGAUACGGCGACGCCAAGAUGACGCGCGGCAGGAUCACCCGCGGGGCGACCUACGUGAACGACAGCGUCGUUCUGCGGCGGGACAACUGCGCCGAGGAGCCGUUGUCCUGCGACCGCGAGCGACCGCGGGUCAAGCGUAGAACGAACAAGGAUCACCAGACGCGGGAGCAAUCGAUCGGCGACGUCGCCUACGAGAGCCUGUCGAUGCAACGAAUCGGCGCGGGCGGCUACGUGUGGGAUCCGCAGAGCGAAGCUUACCGCAAGCCCACCGCCGCAGACGCGAAUCAUUUUUUAGAGGACGGCAACCUUCCCCCGGCUCGCUCGAACCCGGACGCCCGUAUGUCCGCCACGUCGUUCGAGCUCGACCGAGAGAAGCUCCGCCAGUGGGACCUGUUGUCGAGCGCCUGCUUACUCCAGGAGCAGCAGCGCACCUCGAUGGCGGACUCGGGGCGAGGGUUGCCGGUCGCAGAGCAACCUGGAGACGCGCGCGAUCCAAGGCUCGCCGCCGUCGUCGCGGCGACGACGACGGCGACGACGACGACGGCGACGGCGAUAACGACGACGACGACGACGAUGACGGUGACAAUGUCGACGGCAACGACAACGACGACGACGACGACGUCGACGACGACGACGACGACGAUGGGCACGGCGAUCGGCAACGAGCGGAUAGACGUUAUCGUAAAGCCAAUCGAUACCGCGGAUGUACGCGAAGACCUGCCGACGAGGAUAUCGAAGCAGGAGCCGUGUAAACGGGUUGCAGCGUCCGGCUCGGGAUCCGUGAUAGGCAGGGAUCCGCUUCCGCCACGAGCCGUCAGCACGUCUCAUCUGCCUCAAAGAACGCUGACACAACCGCCGACGGCGGUGUCCACUCUUCCGUUACCGAGAAGCAGCAACGCCGGCAACGGCGGCGGCGGCGGCGGCCAUCGGCAGCAGCCGCUUCCGCUUCAUCGCUCGACUCCGCAGCAACCAGCCAUGAGGCAGCUGGAGGGCGAGUCCAACACAAACACCCAGAUGCUGAGGGCCGCCAGCAACGGCGACAUCGGCAAGUGCCCCGGCAUGAUCACCAGCAGCGAGAUGAGAGAUCUGAGGUUGGCGUCGCCAGGCGGUCACUCCACUCAGCGAUUGAUCAGCCCGAUCGGACACUUGCGGGUCGCCUCGUUAAACGACCAUCGCGUCUCCAGCCCCAGCGACAGCGAGAUACGCGUGCACAGUCCAAGCGAGAGAAAAAUGAUCAGCCCGAUCGGUAGGGAGGUCGAUCGCGGCGGCGGCACGACGACGACGGCGGGCCAGAGACAACAGCAGCGGACGCGCGCGGCGGAUUGCAGCGAGCUGCUGCACAAAAGGAGUAACGUCGGCUCCCAGAGAGCGGAUGGCGGCAGGCAGGUGAUGCAGGCGGGCGCCCACGGGCUGGUGCGCGUUUCCGCCGGCGAGCUCCUCGGCAGGACCCACGAGGAACUGGUGCUGCUGCUGAUCCAGCUGCGACGGCAGAACGCGACGGUCCUCAAGGCGAUGGAGACGUGCCACAUGGAGAUCGAGGCGCAGGCUAGACUGGCGGAGCUCGACACGCCGAGGCGGCUGGAGAAUCUUCAAAAACUCGAGGAACUCAAGAGACACCUAAUGGAUCUCGAGAAGCAGUACGAGAAGAGCAAGCCUCUCGUGAACCUCGUGGACAACAUGGUAAAGCUGGGCUCUCUGUAUAACCGUAACACUGCCAACGGGACCAGCAGCGUUUCCGGUUCUCGCUACGAUCUGAUGCACGAGAACGCGAGAGAUCAUCGCGACCGUUUGGAGUUUAACCAGAGGGUGCAGGAGCAGCGAUUGCUGGCUGAGGAGCGCAGAGAUUGGGACAGAUUGAGCCCCGAUCACGGCCAGUUACAGGCUAAAGUGCAGCAGCUUUACAAACUCGAUCGAUUGCUCCAGGAGGAAUCUGGCACGCUUCACAGUCUCCAGCAAGACAAGGAAAUACUCGAGAAGGCUCUGGGCGGGUUGCGGCACAAACUGCAAGGUAGCAGAAGCAAUUUGGCCGAAGCCGAGCGAUACCGGAAACAGCAACUCUUGUUGGAGCGCGAGCUGAGCCGAGUGAGGGUGCUGCUCGCUCAAAACUCGAAGGUAAAGCCGGUAUUCUUCCAGAAACUCGAGGAGACGGUGGCCGAAAACGCGAGGCUAGAGCAGGAUUUGGUGGUGCUGAGGCAGAAAGUGCAAGCAUCCAGAAGAUACGCCGGUAACAUAGUGAGGGACACUUCGAGCACGACCGCACCGCUGGAAGCGGAAUUGAGACGAGUGCAGCAACUUGUCGGCGAUCUGCAGAGACAAAGGAAGGAACUGAGCAUUCAAGUUCGCCAAUUGACGGAGAAAUCUCAUAGUUUGGUGCAGCAAAUUCGCCCGCAGCCUUCGCACACUCCGCAAGUGCACCACCCGAAGAAGCGCACGCAGAAUUCCUGGCUGGAGACCGACUUGGAUUCCGGAAUAACUCUGGACCACGGCCUCGACUCGCCGUCGAGUCCGUCUCUGUCCAUCUCGCCCCCGAACAAGCAGAACGACCUCUCCCACCAGCGAUAUGGCUCCCCUACGCAGUACAAGGAUUUAUCGCCGUUGAAUCGCCCGCAGAAUCAGUCAUCCUUUGUGCAGCCCUCGCAGAAUCACAUAUCGGCGCUGUCGCCGCAGCUGCGCGAGCAGAUUCAACAGCACCAAUUGAAGCAACAAUUAUUAAAGGAUCAAAUGCAGGGCAAGGGCGGCGCGAUUCAAGUGGCGCCUUUGUACGUCAAUACGGACUCUCGAGUAGCAGGUGAUUACAUCACCGACACGAGCAAGCAUAACGGAAGCGUAUUGAACGGCAUGCUGAAUUCCGCGCCGGAAUACAUUCCGCCGCCGCCGCCUCCUUUGAGCGAGGAGGCGUUGCUGCUGAACGACAAUUAUAGACAAAACGAAGACAACAAAUUCGCCGGAUUAAUGCACAGUCGCGAGAAGCAAGAAAUUAAGACGGUGCGCAUAGUGAAACGCGAGUCGGAGAGGCGGCAGAGGGACCGCGGCGACCGGACCGGUAACCUCGGAAUUCCGUUGACGAACGGCCUCCAAGCGCCAGGUGGCGCGAAGAGGCUGUGCGACGAGGACUUGGGAGGUUCCCAAAAAUUCGAGAAAGCUCAGCUGGGCAGAGUAGUGGAAGAAUCGCCGAUCAUUCAUGCCCAGAGCACGGUUCAACUGACCGAGCUGGAUGACGUGCAGUUCCAGAGGAGCAUGUCUCUGCCGCGCGGCUUCGGCGGACAAAAACAGCAUUCCGCGAUGCACUACGGACCCGUGGUGCCGCCACCGCGAAGCGACAGCAUGCACGCUCUGAAGAGUAUGAUAGCGCGACGACAUAAAAUCAGGUUUGAAAGUCACGACGGCAGCUCCGAUAGCACUUUGUCGCCGUACGCGGACAGUACGACGUCCAGCUCUCACGUGCCGUUGAGCUCGCCCAACUACUCCACCGCCUCGUCGUACAGCCCGAGUCAGAAUCAGAAUUAUCCGACACAAUUAGCGACAAUGGCUGUCGCGCAGCCUCACUAUCACAGCCACGCGCUCGGAUACAGGCAGUACGACAAAGUCCUCGUGAGCGCGAUGAGCCCCGAAUUAACGUCGUCGGCCAGCGUCGUCGGCGUUCACGAGAAACCGACCGCCCCGGCGGCGGCGGCGCCCGCAAAUCCGUCCGAGUCGCCGCAAUUGUCGCCGGUGUUCAAGAGCGAGGCCGCCAAACAGAUCAUCAAAGAGAUGACGGAGAAGAGAGUGGAGGGGCCGAGGCGAAGGCAGAUUCCGCGGGAGAAGAGGCGGCACUACACCGUGUCUAGUAGUAAACCGGUGCUCGACUUGGAAGACACUUUUUCGAAGAUGGGCAUGGGCAGAGCCAGGGACGAUCUCGACAUGGAGAGAGCACUCAGACCCAGAAUAAACGCCCCCGAUGUGGUACGGUCAACUUUGAGCCACAAAGAGUUGAAGUAUAAUGAGAGUACCAUCGACCAGCUGUUAGGUACGCCCAACAAAAUUGUCAUCCCCGAGAGAUAUAUUCCUGAACAGACGCCGGAACUCACGGCGGAAGAACAAGAGCAACGCUUGAAGAAAGCAGAAGCGAUUAGGAAGAUGCUGUCGGAAACAACCGUGACUGCGCCAGAAGGAGGUGACGACGAUUCUAACAUAGAAAAAUCAGACACUUUGAAGCGAAAAGUGGUGGAAGAAAAGCGGCAGAGGGAACACAUUCUUCAGCUUAAUCAAAUAUUGGCUAAGCAAGUGAUGGAGAAAAGUAAAAUGGUGGCGGUGAAAGCCCUGGCAACACUCCCUUUGAAAACUGAAUCGAGCUUAGAUGACGAGGACCUCUCGCCCGUGGCUCCUUUACCGCUUUACCAGCAAAGAGAAAAUUUCUACUCGUAAGCUAUCAUCUUCAAGAGCACAAAUAACACUACUGCCAACACGAAGAAAAGAAGAAGAAAGAAAGAGAACACGGAGAAACUUUUUUCCAGUGCUUAAAAGGCGCGCGGAAAUUCCAGUGCAGUAUACUGAAAAAGUGCGUUCUAUUCGCGUCGAUUGUACAUAAUUAUCGACUAAAUAACAUGAUAAUAAAAAUAGCUGUCAUGUUUGUUAACGAUAAAAACUCGUAAUGCAACAUUAAUUGAAGCGCAGACGGUGACUGCGUGACUUACAGAAAGAAUUAUCAGCGUGUUAUCAGACCGCGAGAGCGAGUACGCGUGUCGUUUUCCUCAGCUAAAUGAUAAAUUUAGCAAUAUCGUGAUUUAUUGUCGCUUUUUACCGACAUUGACACUCAGCGUUGCACAAGCGAUAUUUGCUGGAACGAAUUUAACACAUUUUCCGGACGAUGUAUCCGACUCUAUGUGAGAAACCUUUUAUCACGUCUCUUCGUAAUCGAACAUUCUUUUUCGAAAAUUUUAAGAUUGAUACGUAUUUAUAACUAUAAGAGAUAUACUCCCCCGACUGAGAAUCUGAUUUGGAUGUUGUUGUGUAUGUUUUACGUACAAUCAUUUUCACGAUGCGAACUUUUAUAUUAAACCGAAACAAAAUUGCGUACCAUCACCGAAGUCUGAACGAAACGGUAUCCUUAAAUUCAACGGCGCAGCAGGCUCAACACUUUAGCGACCGACUCAAUUAUGCAGAUAAAUCGAAAAGAAAAAAAAAGUAUACACACAUUUAUUAGAAUGUUAAGCGCGCUAAAAUAUUGAGCCUGCUGGAUUUUAUUCGCCGAACUCGAUGGUGAAAAGAUAAUGGCGUUGAUGGCGAGCGCAUAAAUUAUCAUGUAAAUUAGAUCGUAAGGAAGGUAUGACGCAUACGCUUCUGAAGCGCCCGUUAUUAUUAGCAUUAUAUACAUACAUACAAUUUUUCACGGGCCAUUAUAGUGUGGCGUUUAAUGUUUAGAGCAGUUGUAACAGUCGUAAAGAAAGAGUGCCAAAAUUCCUGUCACGAUGACAAGCGACAACGAGCGAUUGAGUAACCGUCAAUUAAAGAAUCGCUACUGAUAUCAAUAAAGCGAGUGAAUGUCGCAUAUGAUGCGAUCGAGCAUUUAAUAUAAGUAAAAAAAGAAUCAUCUGAUCGUACAGGAUUAAUAGUUCGCGGUUUCACUCUCUUACUUCCGUGUUACGCCCGUGCAAAUUAGCUAACCUUUAAUUUAAUCGAGUUUUACCAAUAACGCUCUCUCAUCAGUGAAGUUUGAUUGAAUCAAGUCGUCGAGAUUAUUAUUUCAUUCAUCGCUUCUUGACACAGAGCAACUUUGGGAACAACAAAGUUCUAAAUAACUUUAAAAAUUUCAAGAUGGUGUUUAGCUAACGCGCGCGUUUCAGUUUAUUUAUAGACAUUAAAUUCGAGUUAUUGAAAUCUUGGAAAGAAAAUGAUUUUCCAGCUAUCAAGAUCAACAAUAACAAUCGUAAAACAAUUUUUACAAUUAAGGGCUCAAGAAGUGUAUAAUUUCAUAGAAAUUAUAGACUUACCGAACAACUAUGAAAGUCGAUCGAGUAUCGAUCCGUGAAACUUAAUCUCAAGCUGAAGGGAUGAUAUUCCGACAUCUUUAUGCAUUAUUCGUCUCCGGCACACAACACACACACACACGAACCACCGAGUUUCUUAGCGAUAAGUUUUUAUAAUGAUAAUCCACGCGCGCGAUACUUUUGUCACUGUAUACUAUGUACUUAUGUUAUGCGCAUUUAUUGUAUAUAAUCGCGCACGAUACAAACCGAUAAAACUCGAUGAAAUACGGUUCUCUUUUAUAAACCCGGCGUUCCUUGCAAAAGUCCGCCAUAACUGAUAGCUUCGAGAAUCGCAGGCGCGCGCUAUCGAUAUUAAUCGAAUCGUAUUCGAUUUAAUGCAAUCGAUCGUCGCCGAUUUUGAACGAAUAAUCCCGAAUCGUUCCGUAGAUUCCUGCGAGGGAUAUUGAAAAUAAUAAUAGGAAAACGCGAAACAUUACACGAAUUAUUACACGAGAACGAGAACUGUUAUUGUUAUAUUAAUGAAAUAAAAAUCGUAUGGCGAGCAA
Linepithema humile (Argentine ant) is the source of this 15068-nucleotide messenger RNA. RefSeq names its product kramer (gene kmr). The record is from RefSeq and is a predicted model, not a curated record. NCBI's taxonomy places the organism in Eukaryota, Metazoa, Arthropoda, Insecta, Hymenoptera, Formicidae.